Molecule: messenger RNA, 1073 nt
Organism: Kickxella alabastrina
Lineage: Eukaryota; Fungi; Kickxellomycota; Kickxellomycetes; Kickxellales; Kickxellaceae
Exons: 2
Coding region: 15-914 (299 amino acids)
Molecular function (GO): protein binding
Source: RefSeq, a predicted model, not a curated record
CUCCAUUUUUUUGCAUGCUGACCUUCUCUUUCUUUCCUAAACUAACUCACUUUAUUUCAACUUUUUAUUUUGCACAUUUAAACCACAAUUCACACACUAACCAGACUUUCUUAUAUAUAAAAAUGAAUUUUGACGAGCGCGAGGAGGACUUCCGUGAGAUGGCUGCUAUGGGCAACAUCAAGGCAGUAACAGCGUACCUUCGUAGCGGCAUACAAGUAGACCACCAAAAUAAAGUGAACGGUUGGACAGCCCUGCACUGGGCCUGCGCCCGCGGUCACCUCAAGGUUGCCGACAUGUUAAUCCGCGCCGGUGCCAAUCUCCACAUCAAAAACACAAAGUCCCAGAGACCAGUUGACAUCUGCAAAACUGACGAGCUCCGGGAGCUCUUCGGAUUCCACAUGGGCUCCCCCGAGAUGGAAGAGUCGUGCCGGGCAUCAAGUGGAAUUAUGUCUGAGCAGUCGUUUGUGCCGAACUACAUGAAUAACCCCGAUUUCUCAAAGGCCUGGGGUGUGCCCGACAGUGCAAUGCUACCGGGGCAUGGCGAAUCCGGAUACAUGCGUCAGAGGCAGUUUGAGGCUUCCAUGAGCAACAGCUCGAACCGUUUACCUAACGGCACUGGCACCGGAACCGGCCCCAUUGCUACCACUUCUGCCAUUGGCGAGGCAGAUGGCGAGGAGCGCGAGCUAUUGGUCUAUGGCGAACAGUACAACGACGAAAACUUGAUUGGCUCUGUGUUUGUUGAUAAUCCCGCUCAGACUGUGACAGAGCUGAUCAGCCAGAUUCGCGAGGAGCUCGACGGUGUUCCUGAAAAAAUUUCUAUUUCCCGGUACAACGGAAAACUGACCAUUCCUAUCAGCGCUAAGCAGGAGGAAUUCAGCAUUAACAAAUUUUCAGAAACUUUGAUGACGUGGUAGUUAUUAAGCCACGAACAACCGAGGCCAAGAAAGAAGUCGAGUAAAAAAAUUUGUAGCACAUAUCUCACCACCAAAAAUAAUAUAGAAUAUAGAAAGACAAAGCCGACUGACAGUGCCACACACGUUGCUCGGCUAAAUUAAAACAAUUAAAACAUGUCG